CAGUGUGCAAAAUCCAUGAAUACGUCUACACCUCGUUACCAUGGUGAUACCAUGUGUGCAGAGAUAGGGGCUAUUAGUCCCAUCUCCUCGGAAGACGACGCAAAGGGUCAUGGCAGCAUAUACAGCGUUCGUAGUGGCGUGCAACAAAGGCAUGAACCCACACGUACGCGCAAAGUGUUAUCUGCGAACAUAUACGUACCGGAUAGUGCGGGCGUGAAGAACAAUGCAUGUAUAGUAGAUGUGGAUGCAUAUGCGGUCGACCCUGCAGUGAAUAAGUUCGGAGACAUGAGUACGUUGUCAACAAACACUUCAGGCAUGGGGCGUGUGAAUGGGGAGGCAUAUUUAGAAAACGGUGCAACUAUAGAGCGUGGAGCUGUGGCCAGACGAAGGGGUGCAAGGCGAGAGGCAGAGGCUUUCAGUGAUGCAGGCCGCAAUCACAAACACACCAGACAGUUAAGGGGUUCUCCAGCAAGCGAGAUAGUUGUUAGCGCGAGUGACAGCGACUUAGAACAAGCAUGCAGUAGGCGUAUGAGCGGUGGAAAGCGAGGGAGAAAGCCGUCUUCUUAUUGUGCAUCGGAAACCGUUGUGGAUGUGGAUGCGAAUGUGGAUGUGGAUGUGAGCGCGGAGAAAACCAGACAGCGUAAAUGUGCGCGGGGUCCAAUUUUGGCGUCGACCGACACGCAAUGUGCAGGCAUAGGUGGCUUGGCAAGAGCUGAGAACGGUAGGCAUGACCGAGGGGUGGGUAGCCACAAGGAUGUAGGUAGGCACAGAGAUAAUGGGAGUGAGAGUGAGUCUACCGGAACUGAGAACGACACACCGGCCCAAGCUGUGGGUAGGCACAGGCGUGUAGGUAGGAAUAAGGUCAUUGAGAGUGAGAGUGAGUCUAUCGGAGCUGAGCAUGAGUAUAUGAGUGCGGGUAACCCGGAAGUAGACGGGGACAGUGCGAGAGACCGAGGCAGUGAGAGUGCGAGCUCAAGCAGGCGUGGCUGUAGACGUUUGACGAGACCACUUUCUUUUGGACAUCGCUUACUUCGGCCACAUGCCGGGUCACCCGUGUGUGAAAGUGACAGUGGCAAGAGUAGAAGUGAUGGUGGCGCAAGUGAUGACGAUAGGCGUAGCUGUAGGCGUCUAAAGACACCAGCUUCUCCUGUGUACCGCACACAUAAACAUCAUGCGGAGUCACGCAUGCGUAGUCGUGGUAGUGGUAAUAGCAGUGGUGAUUGUGGCGCAAGGGGUGAUCAUGAUAGGCUGCAUGGUAAUGGAACGGUUGAGCGGUACGCACUGAGACACGGCAAGAUCGCCAAGAAGCCGUGGGAAAGGGGGCUGGACAGGAAGAAGAACGCCGCCUUCGACCGGCUGAUUAAAC
Molecule: messenger RNA, 1366 nt
Organism: Sphaeroforma arctica JP610
Lineage: Eukaryota; Ichthyosporea; Ichthyophonida
Exons: 1
Source: RefSeq, a predicted model, not a curated record